UCCCCGCGCUAAACCCGCGCGCCACCAUGAAAAUUGCCACGGAAACUCGUUUGGGAUUCAACGAGCAUUAUAAAGUUGCUCAACUACCGCCGAGACAUUCAGUUUCUCCGAAUAUGUUCACCAAGACACUACGGGGUGUUCUGUGCCUUUGUGCCCUCGGUACGAUCUUCUCAGCGCCUCCGGCUGUUCUAGCACAGUCGUCGUACAAAAUAUGCGUUCCUCACAAUCUCCAGAAGGCCUGUGAGGAUCUAAUGGGAUCCAAAUCCAAUGAGGAUGUUACAAUUGAAUGCGUUCCCGGAAGGGAUCGAAUGGAAUGCCUGAAUUUGGUUAAUAAACGCAAAGCGGACUUUAUGGCCGUUGAUCCUGAAGACAUGUACGUUGCGUACAAAAUGAAUAAUCAGGACUUUGCUGUAUUCUCUGAAAUACGAACUCUGGAGGAGCCACAAGCUGAAUUCCGUUACGAAGGAAUUAUGCUUGUUCGCAAAGGCUCCCCAAUUGCCUCCCUGAAUGAUCUUCAGGGUAAGAAGUCCUGCCACACGGGCUAUGGACGAACUGUUGGGUAUAAAGUACCCAUAACGAAGCUACGGAAGCAUGGAAUUUUCAAACUUGACAGUGAUCCUACACUUCCGGCUGUUGAGCGGGAACUCAAAGGACUCUCGAAUCUCUUCUCUCAAUCUUGCCUUGUUGGCACUUAUUCGCCUAAUGAUGAGAUCAAUCGAUCACUGAAGAAGAAGUACCCCAAUUUGUGUGCUCUCUGCGAAGAUCCAGCUAAAUGCGACUACCCGGAUAAAUAUUCCGGUUAUGAGGGGGCUAUUCGGUGCUUGGUUGAAAAUGGCGGAGAUGUAGCCUUUACGAAAGUUAUUUUUGUCAAUAAAUACUUUGGGCUUCCUGUUGGGAAUAAUCCUGCAGCACCGGCUACGGGAACGGCUAAUCCUGAUGAUUAUGAGUACCUCUGUGAAGAUGGAUCCCGUCGUCCUGUAACAGGACGUGCCUGCUCCUGGGCUCAACGUCCAUGGCAGGGCUAUAUGGCUAAUGGCGAUCUACGGGGACGCUAUGCAAAACUUCAGGAAGUCCUGAAGGAAGCCUAUGAAGCAGGAAAGACUUAUUCCAAUACAGACUUAGCCAAGAGGAUGCUGGUUAAGAAGGAUAAUGUUGUUGUGAGUAAGGAUGAUCCUGUUCUACCAGGAGAGCAUCUAACAAGGGCACAGUAUAAGGAUGUUAUUGCAAGGCCAGGUCCUUAUGAGCAUACAACUAGAUUCUGCGUAUCCGACACCAUAGCUCUGAGGAAGUGCGAAGUAAUGAGGAAAGCAGCCUUCUCCCGGUACAUCAGGCCUCAGUUCCAAUGUUUGCUGAAGUCAGUUGAGGAGUGCGCUGAAGCCGUUCAAAAGGACGAAGCUGAUGUUGUUGUGUUUCGAUCGGAGGAAUAUGAAAUUGCCCGAAAGCACAAUCUCGGUGCUGUUCUUUAUGAAUCCUCAGAAGCUAAUGAUGUCUUUGUAGCCGUUGUCAACAAGGACAUCAAGAUGGAUCUGCUGAAAAAGGCUACUCUUAAUUUCAACAGCAACGACCCUCGUGCUGUUAACGCAGCUCUCUUUUUCAAUGAGAAGCGAGGCAUUAAAUCCUGCCCAGGGGAUAUUUCAAGCACUGACAAUGGCCUGGUUAAAAUUGUCAAGGCAAAGGAUCUGAAGGAUGACGGGGAUCAGGAGCUGAUCUGUCAAGACUUAUCCCGAAAAUCUCUGCAGGAUUACAAAGAUUGCAACUUUGAAGCAACCCUUCCGACUGCUGUCUUUGUUCGUAAUGCUCUGGACAGCAACAUUUUGGACGGAAUCAUUCAUAGUUUCUCCGAAGCUUCUGAAGAUUUUGGCAAAAAUGCCCCAACUGAGGAUGUUUUCGAACUCUUCGGGGAGUUUGAACCAGGCUUCAGGAAUGUCAUCUUCAGCGAUGAUGCUGUAAAGCUCGUAACAUCAUCCAAUGCAAUCUCAACAUUCGAUGAGACUCACUACAACAAGCUUCGUUGUAUCAGCGAAUAAAAUCAGCUCUUAUCUCAAAUAUAAUUUUCUUUUCCUGACUUUCCAGAAAGAUCAUUCCCAACAUAAAGACUGUUUGGCAUUUAAGUUUUGUGGCAAAAAUAAAGAAAAUUCUGAGCUGAUCAA
Lutzomyia longipalpis is the source of this 2150-nucleotide messenger RNA. Its product is annotated as transferrin. The transcript has 4 exons. Gene Ontology annotation, cellular component: extracellular region; recycling endosome; early endosome. Gene Ontology annotation, biological process: iron ion transport. The record is from RefSeq and is a predicted model, not a curated record. Bases 27 to 2027 code for a protein of 666 amino acids. Lineage: Eukaryota; Metazoa; Arthropoda; Insecta; Diptera; Psychodidae.